Electrophorus electricus (electric eel) is the source of this 3243-nucleotide messenger RNA. The record is from RefSeq and is a predicted model, not a curated record. NCBI's taxonomy places the organism in Eukaryota, Metazoa, Chordata, Actinopteri, Gymnotiformes, Gymnotidae.
GUGGGUGGAAAAUUAGGCAAUUCUCUUUAGUGUUUGCCCUGUCUACCUUCUCUGCUCUACCUCACCUAUAUUUUAAUUCAAAAACCACACAAAAGCCCUCCCUUAAAAUUGGAUCAAAGCAAGCAAAUGUUAAACUAAAACGUCGUUAUUCAUGGAGUAACCGGAUCUAAGUAAAACGAGGCAGAGCUUUGCAGUCUCUUUCCACUUCACCCAUUCUCUCUCUAUUUUCUCUCUCCCUUUCUCCCCCUUUCUCUUGCAAACACUCACAUCCUCUUCUGUGAGACCCCUCUGCUAGACUGCAAAGCAUCGUCCGUAGCACCCAAUCAGCAAUCAUAAUGUCCCAGCUUCAGUUCCAGUCUCCUGGCAACCCUAUGCCCAGUUCUGCCCCUUUACAGGUGGCUCCACCCCAACCUGGAUUCAGCAUUCCCUGUCCUACUGGCUCUUUACCCUCAGAGAGUGCCAGUCACCCGUUACGAAGUUCCGCCCUGCCCUCAGCCUCGGUUACACCCUUCUGUAACCCUACAGUAACUAACAUGGCAAACCCUAAAGAGAAGACCCCCAUGUGUUUGGUGAAUGAGUUAGCCCGUUACAAUAAGAUCCAGCCUGAGUACAAGCUACUCAGUGAGCAAGGACCUGCCCACUCCAAGAUAUUCUCAGUGCGGUUAACGCUCGGAGAUCAGCACUGGGAUGCAGAGGGGACCAGCAUAAAGAAAGCUCAGCACUCUGCAGCAGCCUGUGCUCUCUCCCAGACCACACUGCCCAAACCCAGCAACAGAGGCCCUCGUCACCCGGGCAGGAACCCAGGUGGGUUCUACAAGGGCCCUGAAUCAGACAGCAUGACACACACUGUGGAGCUGAAUGCACUUUGUAUGAAGUUGGGGAAGAAGCCAAUCUAUAAACCUAUAGACCCCUACCAAGGGAUGAGACCUACAUUCAACUACAACAUCAGAGCACCGGGCCCUUAUGCACGCUCCAUGCAACAGUAUUAUUACCCCUUUCCUCCUGUGGCACCGGUGCUGUAUCAUAUGGAGCUGUCCAUUGGAGGGCAGCAGUUCCAUGGAAAGGGCCGCACACGCCAGGCUGCCAAACAUGAUGCGGCUGCAAAAGCUAUCAAAUCCUUACAGAAGGAGCCACUGCUUCAGCAGCUGGCUGAGAUGAAAGAAGAAAAUUUAGAAGAAAACCUCAACAAAUCUGAAAUUAGCCAAGUGUUUGAGAUUGCACUGAAGCGAAAUAUGCCUGUGAACUUUGAGGUGCUGAAAGAGGCAGGCCCCCCUCAUAUGAAGAGCUUUGUGGUGAAAGUGACCGUGGGAGAGUUCACAGGAGAAGGGGAUGGCAAGAGCAAGAAGAUUGCAAAGAAGCUGGCUGCCAUGUCUGUGCUGGAGGAGCUGCGAAAGCUGCCGCAGCUGCCCGUAACAGACAAGAUGCCCCCACGCAUCAAAAAGAAAACCAAAUCCAUUAUAAAGCUGCAGACCAGUCCUGAAUAUGGGCAAGGAAUAAAUCCAAUCAGCAGACUGGCUCAGAUCCAGCAGGCUAAGAAAGAGAAGGAACCAGAGUACAGCCUGGUGACUGAGAGAGGAUUGCCCCGACGUAGGGAGUUUGUCAUGCAGGUGUCAGUCUCCGGUCAGGCUGCAGAAGGAAUGGGCCCCAGUAAAAAGGUGGCCAAGAGGAAUGCUGCAGAGAAGAUGCUGGAAAUCUUGGGCUUCAAAGUGCCUCAGCCUCAGCCUCCCAAACCAGCACUUAAAACUGAUGAGAAGCCACCUCUGAAGAAACCUGGAGAUGGACGUAAAGUGACCUUCUUUGAGCCAAGCUCUGUGGAAGAGGGUGGUCUGGCCCCAAAGGAGGAAGACUUCCGGUUGCCCUUCCUCAGCCACCAGCAGCUUCCUGCUGGCAUUCUCCCCAUGGUGCCCGAGGUAGCACAAGCGGUUGGUGCCAGCAAGGGAUCCCAUGCCAAGGACUAUGGCCGCCCCAACCAGGCCAAGGCCUCACUGACGGCCAUGAUCGCCAAUGAGCUGUUGUAUGCUGGCACAUCUUCCACAGCUGAGGGCAUCUUGAAGGGAAGCAAAAACCUGGCACCGAGACCCCAUGGACCCCUCACUAGACCAUCCGAACAACUCAGUUACCUGGCCACUGUACAGGGCCUGCAGGUGGAAUAUAAAGACUUUCCCAAAAACAACAAGAAUGAGUUUGUGUCUCUGAUCAACUGCUCCUCUCAGCCGCCUCUUAUAAGCCAUGGUAUUGGGAAGGACGUGGAGUCCUGCCACGAUAUGGCUGCAUUUAACAUACUCAAGCUGCUUGCAGAGCUGGACCAGCAGUCUAAUGAUCGCCCAGCCAACGGACCAAUCUCUGGGUGUGGCAAACAAGAGUUGGAGGGGGACUCAUUGCUCAAAUCGGCUAACUCAAGCACCAUGGGAAAAAGUUUGGACAGUGCUGUCUAGAAUAUCUGAUUGGUAGUGCCAUUUAGGAAACACUAGAGAAAACACAUAAGCAGAGUUAUUACUGGCUAUUCUAAAGCCUUGUUUAUAACCUUCUGAUGAGGUUACAAAAAUUUCACAGUUAAACAAGAUUGAGAGAUUUGUGCUUUUCCUUGAUGUUGUUUAAUUGUACACAUGGUUGUUUUGCUUCAUCAUAUCCAGUGGUGGUUUUGUUUGUUUCUUUUGGUUGUCAAAAUGCUAAAACGAUAAUGUGAACUAUCACUUGAAUAUAUAGGUUUUUUUUUGUUUGUUUGUUUUUUUGUUAAAAUGGAGGCAUUUUAAAGACAUGCUUUUUUUAAAGAAAAAUAUUAAAUUAUAAGCACACAUAGAGGAUGUGGUUGGAUUAUUGUGCUAGAGUUAUUGUGAUGUGCAGUAUAAAACCCCUUUAGAGGAUAUGAUGAAGCUAAGGCAAGAGCUCUCUGUCAUCUUGGUUUUUCUCCAGUGCUUUUGAGAUGACAACCAUAAAAAGACAAAAUCCUUAUCUUCAUUUUCAUGUAGGACUGGGAAAAUGUUUCGUUAAUCUCAGUGUGACGUGUGGUGGUGUCCUGUGAUGUCUUAUGUGUCAGUGUGUGCGACUGUAUGUCUGUUUGUGAGAAUGUGACACGGUUGUUUGAGCGUGUGAAUGUAUGGUUCAAACCUGGCUCAUACCCCUCUCCUACAGUCAAACUGAGACAUCCCUCCCCUUCAGUGUAAACCCACCCUACUUUCUGGCAGUUGGUUCUCCUUCUCCUCAUGGAAUGUAAGUAAAAUGUGCCACUGUGCUCUAAAAUCA